Paramecium sonneborni is the source of this 2775-nucleotide messenger RNA. Lineage: Eukaryota; Ciliophora; Oligohymenophorea; Peniculida; Parameciidae. The record is from the annotation of a GenBank genome assembly.
AUGAAUUAAGGAGAUAAUUUCAUGUAAUUUUUCAUCAUUAGAUAGUGAAGAACUGUUGGAUGGUUUUCGUAUAUCUGAAUGUUAAAGUGAAGGCAAUUAAAGUGCAUUCAAAAACUUAUUAAGUCAAAUAAAAGAACAACGAAAAUAACUGAGUAAUCAGUUAUAUUAAAAGCAACCCUAUUCAUAAGAAUUUUCCUUACAAGGUUCUACUUCCACAUAGUUUACUAUGAGCAGAUAGAGCUUUAAUGUUAACGAAGAGAAUUUAUAAUUUUAAAUUGAGAAAGAAACUCUGAAACAAAAUUAGCUAUAGAAUGUAAUUGAUACGAUUUUGAGAAAAAUAACCGAUAUUAAGAAGCACACGGAUUCUGUAUUAGAAUUAUUGUAAGGAUUUAAUAAAGAUAAUGAAGCUGCUCAACAAGAAGAAGUCCAAUCAAAUUAAUUACUUUAAUAAAGUAAAAAGAAUGCAAUGGAAGCCCAUGAAUAUCAUUCAUUAUUGAAAAAUGCAUAAAACCUACAAAAAUAAAUAUUGAUAGACAAACAUUCAUUAAUUUAAUAAGACAUAAAACAAUUAUAAAACGAAUACAUCGAAUAUAGGUAAAAAUAUUAACAGAAAAAUGAUAUAAUUUAAUAAUAAAGAUAAGAAAUAGCAGAACUUGAUUAGAAGAGAGCAAAAAUUCAACUUAAAUAGUAGGAAUAAUUAACUGUAAUAUGCUAUGCCAAUACUAUAAAAUUAUUAGACGAAAUGUUCAAUAAAGAUGAUCCUAAAAAUUUAUUUUAGUAUUAAUUUGAGCAAAGAUAACAAAUAAUUAGAUAAAAUAAAAAGUUGACAUAAUCUUAAGCUUAAUCUUCAAAUCCAGCUUCAGUUAUGAAUAUUUUUGCAACUUAAAUAGAAUAAGUAGAAUAAGAAACACUUGAAUCUCCAAAAUAAGAAGAAAAAGAAAGUGAUCUUAAAUUAAUAGAAUUGAUAAAAAAUCCUAAUAAUUAAUUGAAUGAGUUAGAUAUCCAAUAGGAUUUAAUAGCUUUUUCGGAUCUAGUAAUUCAAAAAUAUUAAGAGUAGAAGGAAUAGUUUGAUAGGCUAGGAUUUCAAUUUAUACAAUUAAAUGAAAAAAAGUUUGAGCUUCAGUAAAUUAUGAGAGAAACCAAUUAUUACAAAUAUCCUGAGACUUCAAAUGGUCUUUUGCAUAUAAAACUAUCAGAUAAUUACAAUAAUAAUUAGAUUACUUUAAAUAUAUUAUCAACAAGUGUUGAAUUGGAUCUUAAUGAAUAGAGAAAUGAGAACGAAGUAAAACGAGUAUAAAAUGCAGUUAUAAGGUUGUUUAAUUUUUUAAGAAAUCAUGUAUCAAGAAUGAAUCAUUUAGUUAAACAUAUAUAAGAAUUAAGUGAAUUGGUUCCAUCUCCUAUAUUUUUAGUUCUGGAAUAAUUGAAGAAUGCCUUAUACAUCAAUGAGAUAAUUAGAACACCAACUUAAAAGAAACCAUCUAUGUUAGCUACAACAAUUUUAGAAUAGAAAUAAGAAUUUGUUCAUGUUAAACAUACAAAAUUAUUAUCUUAGAAAUAAAUGUUAAAUACUGUUCAUAUACCUAAGAAGCAUGUUCAUUCUUCAAUCACAAAGUUUAAAUACUUAUAAAUUGUAUAAAGAUUCAUAAAAUCUCUUUUGUCUGAUGAAAUAGAAAGAUUAUUUAUUUAAUAAGAUAUGGUAGAUGAGUAAUUAAAUAAAUUAUUGAUUUAGAUUGACUAAAGAAGUGUAAAAGCAUUGUGAAGAGAAUGACCCCGAUGAAGAAGCGUUAAUGAGAUAUUUGGAAACAAAAAAAAUGUUCUUCAAACACCAUUUAUAACAAAGGACUGGAGGUAUGUUGAAGAAUGCUCUCUCGAAAUUAGGUGAAAUACAUAAGAAACUAAAAUUUUACAGUUAAUAAUGUAAUUAGUAUUUAAUUAAUAAUAGUGCGAUUAAAAGGAUUGGAUUUUGCUGAAGGAAAAUUUAAAAGUGGAUGUGCUUUUACUAGUAAUGAACUUCAAAUGAAAUCAUGCUAACGUACAGCAUCAAAUCAUUUUGUAUCAAGUUAAUAAUCUUUUGAAAAUGUCUCGAUUAAUCAUUCUGAACAUAGUAAACCUCAUGGAGGGAAAGAUGUAUUUCAUUUACUAAAAAAACUAACAAAUGUUAAUGAAAUGUAAGAAAUAGCAUAAUAGGACUCUGAAGAUGUAAAUAUAGCUUAUUUAUAUUAGAGUAUUGAUAAAGAAAGGGAUAGAUUGAAAAAGUAGUAAUACUUUAUUAAGAGUUAAGUAAAUACAAAAGAUAAAACAAUUAAGAACUUAGAUGAUGAUGUUUUUUAUAGAUUAAAUCCAUAAAGAAAGAAUCCAAACAAAGAAUUAAGAAAUUAGUUAGAAAUUUUGAGACAUAUGAGAAUAAGUAAUUAUAUUUUUAUAUUAAUUUAGGUGCUGCAAGAAGUAGCUGUUCUAUUGAUUAGGAUAUGAAAUCUGAAAUUUGGAAAAUGACAUGUCCUGUUUAGCCUAAUAAAAUAAAGCCUCGUAAAGAUACAUUUAGAAAAUUAUUUAAUUCUUCAGAAAAGAAAUAAGUUGAUCUCUAAUCUUAAAAAAAAAUACAGACUAGAUCAUUUUAAACAAAUCUGAAUUAAAUGCCUAGAAAUACAAAUACAGUUGGAGAUGAUGCGGAAGUAGUUUGGAAGAAAAAAUACAGAGCCAAAAAAAUAUUGAAUGCUAUAUCUGUAAAGGAAAGUUAGAAAGAGAAGUUUGGGUUUUUAGAAGUUAUUUGAUAAU